Messenger RNA from Symbiodinium sp. CCMP2592, 996 nucleotides. NCBI's taxonomy places the organism in Eukaryota, Dinophyceae, Suessiales, Symbiodiniaceae. The record is from the annotation of a GenBank genome assembly.
AUGCUCUGCAGCCUACAAGCACGAGCUCCGGAUCACUUCCGGCCUCUUUUCGAUUCCCCUACCUGUUCCCGCUGGGUCACUGCAGCUUUGUCUCCGCCUUGGCCACGCGAUGAUCAAUCUGUCAGAACAGACCAGAUCACAAAGCCUGCACUCGAGGCUAUGGGCAAGAACAAGGGCUCCAAACAGAAGAAAGACAAGGUGCCGAGAUGUGCCGAGUGCAGGGCCAAUGCAACCUGGGGACAAUCCUCCAUCAAGCAGGAGCGUCCCAAGAUCUGCAAAUAUGCCAUUGGGCCACCGAUCACAACGUUGCACAACAGUGAGAAGUUCGCCCUUGACGCGGAGAUUGCCGGGCAGGUCAAAGAAGUGGAAGAGCGGCUGCAGGCGCUCACCGUCGAGAUGAAGCAAAUAGAGGGAAAGAUCAAGCAUUGCCUUCUGGAGGGCAAAAGAGCUGAGUUGACUGAGAAGGAGCUGCAGCCUAUGCCGGAAGAAAUGAAAGUCUACAGACAGGUGGGCAAAAUGUUCAUUCUGCAGCCCAAGUCCGAUCUAGCCAGGUCCCUCAAAGCUCAGGUGGCGCUCAAGACUGUGGAAAGCCAGACUUUGAAGCAGGCCCUCAAUAAGAUUCAGGACAAGGUCAAGAGCGAAGCCAAUGGGCUGAAGGAGCUCAUAGGCCCAGAAAGGAUGAAGCAGCUCUUCCAGUCUGGAGGCUCUGCCGGUGCUGCUGCCGAAGGCAGCGUACUAGCCGGCACUGUUGUGAAUCGCGAUGGCAACUCCACAGCUCACAUUACGAUCCGGACGACAAGAGUUCUUUGCGCCUUCUCUCCAUCGGAGGAUGCGAUGAUGCCUCUCUUUGGAAAGCAAACAGAGUCCGAGAAGAAGCCGCUGCCCCCGCUGCAAACCGACUCCAAGGCCGAAAAUUCAGACAAGACCAAGAACGGGACAGGAGCAGACAACAAAGCGAGCGAGACAGAGAAGGCUCCUGCAACGGUGGAGGUGUGA